This is a messenger RNA of Penicillium diatomitis, 1617 nucleotides long. Its product is annotated as putative choline transport protein. The transcript is spliced from 4 exons. The record is from RefSeq and is a predicted model, not a curated record. Lineage: Eukaryota; Fungi; Ascomycota; Eurotiomycetes; Eurotiales; Aspergillaceae. Gene Ontology annotation, biological process: transmembrane transport; amino acid transport. Gene Ontology annotation, cellular component: membrane. The coding region runs from base 1 to 1617 and encodes 538 amino acids. Gene Ontology annotation, molecular function: transmembrane transporter activity.
AUGAAAAUGGCCGAGUCUUCACCUCACACUCCGUCACCAUAUGAAGUCACACCCUUGAAGACCAAAGGGGAGAUUGACGAAGUCCGUCUGGAAGCCGCGCUUGGGCAUAGGCAAGAAUUGAAACGAAAUUUUGGGCUCUGGAGUCUAACAAGCUUGGGCAUCGUCAUAGCCAACUCGUGGGCCUCAACGGGCGGGACAAUUGUCGCAGCAUUGCAAAAUGGGGGCCCGAUGGCAGUAAUCUACGGCUUGAUUCUCGUGAGCAUUUUCUAUACUGCUAUAUCCGCAUCUCUUGCAGAGCUAGCCUCUUCAAUGCCCUCUGCCGGUGGGGUCUAUUACUGGUCAUCGGUGCUCAGUCGAAGUCGGGGACGUGGGGCGGGAUUCGUCACUGGUUACUUCAACGCAUUUGCCUGGCUGUUGUCGGCGUCGUCAAUGAGCUCAAUCCUAGGGAAUGAAGCUGUCGCAAUGUUUCUGCUGAAACAUGAGAACAUUGAAUGGCGCUCCUGGCAUGUUUUCAUCGUCUUUCAACUGAUGAACUGGUCGUGUUGCGCGAUUGUCUGUUUUGGCAACCGAUUCAUUCCAAUUCUGAAUCGAAUUGCUCUGACUCUCUCCAUGGUUGGAUUAAUUGUGACUGUGAUUGUCCUGGCCGUGAUGCCCAAGACGCACGCGAGCAACAGGCAAGUUUGGACAGAAUACCACAACAGAACGGGAGGUUGGUCGGACGGCAUCUGUUUCAUGACUGGAUUGUUGAAUGCUGCCUUUGCAGUAGGGACGCCGGAUUGUAUCAGCCAUCUGUCAGAGGAAGUGCCAAAACCGGAAAGAAGAGUGCCCCAGGGUAUCAUGCUUCAAAUGCUCACUGCGUUCAUCACCUCUUUCAUCUACCUGAUCGCUCUCUUCUACUCGAUUCAAGACUUGGACGCUGUCCUGGACAGCAGCAUUAGCUCUUUCCCAACAGCAGAGAUAUACCGACAGGCCACAGGCUCAGAGACAGGUGCCGUGGGCUUGAUUGCCGUUCUCUUUCUUGCGACAUUUCCCACCCCUAAUCGGCACCUUCGUGACUGGCGGCCGAAUGUGUACUUUGCUCAAGUUCAUCCCAAACUGAACUGUCCCGUGCGCGCCACCGUCGCUCUGAGUGCAAUGGUCACUUGCAUCGGGUGCAUCUACGUCGGUAGCACGACCGCCUUUCAAGCAUUGAUAUCCUCCUUUAUCGUGCUCAGUUCCCUCUCUUACUUUGGCGCUAUACUUCCUCAUGUUCUCUCUGGGCGAAGGAACAUGGUCCCCGGUCCUUUCUACAUGGGACAGCGACUCGGUAUGGCUGUCAAUAUCACUGCCCUGGGAUAUAUCCUGGUGACGGUGGUCUUUUUCUGCUUCCCUCUCGUUUUGCCCGUGACCACGCAGAACAUGAACUACACGAGCGUCAUCAUCGCGGGCUUGAUGGCAUUAUGUGCGAUCUGGUGGAUAUUCCGAGCAAGGCGCAGAUAUCAGGGUCCCCAGUAUAGUUUUGAAGCCGCAGAGCGGUUGACUGCAUAUCAGACGGGCAAGGAAGGCCGACGAUCAUUCAUCGACGUUGCGAAUCCGGGUCCAAGGCCGUACGGUGAAGGCGAAUACCAGAUGAGGUGA